AAUUCUUCCCCUCACCCUCUAUUAAUUGUUAGAGUUUGCACGCAAACCAUUCGCCAUGAAUUCUCAAGGCUCAAAGUAAAGUCACACUGCAGAAGAAAAAGGCUUCUGGGUGACUUUUGAUCUUGUUCUAGUGAGGUGUUUAGAGCUGAAUUUGUUAAUUAAUGGCGGAUUUGGUAGGGCCUAGAUUGUACAGCUGUUGUAAUUGCCGAAACCAUGUUUCACUUCAUGAUGAUAUAAUUUCUAAGGCUUUUCAGGGAAGACAUGGCCGAGCUUUUCUGUUCUCCCACGCGAUGAAUGUUGUUGUCGGGGCAAAAGAAGACAGACAUCUGUUGACUGGACUGCAUACUGUUGCUGACAUCCAUUGCAGUGAUUGCCGUGAGGUGUUGGGGUGGAAAUAUGAACGAGCUUAUGAGGCAUCACAGAAGUACAAGGAAGGGAAGUUCAUAUUUGAGAAGUCAAAAAUUGUGAAGGAGGAUUGGUAGCAGCAAAGCAAUAGCAAAGGGUCCUGCCAUUCAUUCCUAUUGAUGUAAUUAAGUGUACCGAAGGCAUCAUCCAUUCCUAUUGAAUGUGGCAUUGUUGUUUGUACAGAAACUUGACAUUUUCCUUGAAAGUUUGUAAUUGUCUCUUGCCAUGUGCUUUGAAUGAACCCAUUGUAGAUGGAAACCAUCAUCAAAUUUAUGUGUUAAUAAAUACAGUUGUCUGAAGA
This is a messenger RNA of Prunus mume (Japanese apricot), 706 nucleotides long. Its product is annotated as Yippee family putative zinc-binding protein. The record is from RefSeq and is a predicted model, not a curated record. Lineage: Eukaryota; Viridiplantae; Streptophyta; Magnoliopsida; Rosales; Rosaceae.